Nannizzia gypsea CBS 118893 is the source of this 4494-nucleotide messenger RNA. RefSeq lists its product as hypothetical. The transcript is spliced from 4 exons. The coding region runs from base 1 to 4494 and encodes 1497 amino acids. The record is from RefSeq and is a predicted model, not a curated record. NCBI's taxonomy places the organism in Eukaryota, Fungi, Ascomycota, Eurotiomycetes, Onygenales, Arthrodermataceae.
AUGGCCUACAACGGGUAUGGCUACCCUCAAUACCAACACACGAACGCCCGAGCCCAGCAGAACCAGGCCCAGCACGCUCCUCCGUCGUCCCAAACCCCAAAACUGGCAGCACCGGCACCCCAGAAUAGCUCCCAGGAUUAUGGGCAACGGCACGGCAGCUGGAAUGGACAGAACGCAUCUGGGCCACAAACAUCAAAUCAGCAAAAUGCUAGUAAUAACUACUGGAUACCUUCAAACAGCACCACAGGCCAAUCUAUAGCCUACCAGCAGCAAGUGUCAUAUCGUGUGUCAGAUACGAACCAGGCAACAAACUCUGUGCAUCAAUAUAACGGCCAGAUACAGCCUCAGAGCCGUACCAGUACACAUGGUGCGACCAACUAUGGAAACGAAUCUAACUCGAGCAUGGAUACAGUGCGGGAUACGGUGAAUUCCACCAAUCACUAUAUCUCCAACUCCUCGCCGGGCCAGACUGCCACGGUUCCUGCAGUUGCAAUGUCUCAGAACCCUCGGUCUUAUCAACCAAAUGCGCCACCACAUCAGUCCGACUAUAUGCAAAACUCUCGCACCGCUGCGGCCACAGCGAUGACUGCUUUGUCCACUGCCGCUCGGCGUAAUUAUACCCAAAAUGUGCCAGCUACCAAUACAGACUCUUAUCAGGUAUCAAAUUCAGUUCGGUAUAAUGCGCCGGCCAGGGGUCCUACCCGGAGCCAGCUAGCAACCAAUAAUUCAAACUCUUCAAACACAGUAUAUCAAUUUCAGGCUAGCAAUUCCGGCCAGGCUUUUGAAACUACAGGCACGGCUGCUUCUAGUACCUUACACCAGACAAGUAAUACCCCGGGCAUGAGCACUCCUUCGGUCACUUCAAGCGCAGAACCCUCACCACAGCUGCAACACCGCGUCCACCAAGCACAAUCUACUUCUCACUCUCCCACUCUCCUUCAGCAUCCGGAUAGGACUAGCUCUGGUUCUCAGAUGCGCCCUCCGCCUCAAAAAUAUUCUAUGAAUAAUGCAGUAUCUGAUAACGAGCGUCCUUCCGCAGCCAUGAAUCAAAGUGCUUACUCACAACCAACUGAUGCGAGCUCUGUAAUUGCAGAGUCCGCUACUCAUAAUUCCCUACCUAGAUUUGUCGAUCCAACCAACGUAUAUAACCCUUAUUACCGCCAGUUUGGAGCUUCGGGGGCUGCUCACACUGCUCACACUGCUCACACAACAGUUGAGUCUGAUGCAGCAAGUGUGGCUAGCGGAAUAGAAACAACACAGGUAGUAGCACAGCAAAAUUCCACUCAGUCCCCGGCUCUAAACGUUACAGAGUUGAAUGCGGCGCCUACUACAACACUAUCUAAUACGGCCUCCAAUGCUCUGAAUGGAUCAAUAACGAAUAAGGGUCCAAAGGAUACUCCAAAACCUCUUUCAAAGCCUCUUUCAAAGGGUACUCCGAAAAAAGUGAGGAAGAAGCCAAGUCGAAAGACGAAGUCUGCGGCGGCGGGCACCUCAAUCAUUACGGCAGUUGAGCCCCAAACCGCUUCAAGCACACAAGAACAAGCCAAUGACAAAGAAGACACAGCUACUCAGAUGCAAAUAAUGCUUGACGAAAUGCGCAAGAAAGACCCAGACUUAUUUAGAUCGAUCUUAGCUGCGAAUAUGAGUAAACAAGAGAGUAAUGGACAAAAAGCCCAAGUUCCAGCCAAUGUUGUUGAUGGCAUCACCGCAAAUGAUUGCUUUGCAGACUCUAGUACACCCGGUUCAGCGCAACCUCCACAGCUGCCCCACUCCAAUCAUACUAUACCGCUAAAAGAGACACGCAAGAAACGUGCAGCAGGUGAAGCGGUAUUCCGAAUAAGUACGCAUGCGCAAAAAGGCGCUGCACCUUCAACUGUCAACAAUAUGUCUACUGGAAAUAUACAAGCUGAGCAGCGGCUCCUAGAAGCAGCAUUACCUUCUACCACGCCUGGUGAAAUGGAGAGUGGUGUCGAGGCUGCCAGCCCAGGACAAAUUACCAAACUAGGCUUCAUUGAUGGUCUACCUGACUUGGGAAAAUUCCCAGCAUUACGACGAAAGCGGAAACCGAAGAUCAGUCUUUUAGGCAAUGGCUCCCAUUCUGAUUCUAUCAGCAUAUCAGGCUUGAAUAAUGAGGUAAACACAGCAGACCAUGGUGGUGGAACUGCGCCAACAGCUCAAGCAGCUACUACUAUGGCCCAGCCAUACGCUGCCUUAAGUAUAGAAGAGCAACGGUUGAGCCUGUUGGAUAAUUUCACUAGGACUGGAAAUGCUGAAUUUCCUCAGUCACAUGCUAACCCUCCACCUACGACUAAAGAUACCCAGCUCUCCCAGGCAGAUCAUGUCAAUACCACUCAUCAGACUCCACCACCCCCUCAAGUGCAACGGCAGUCUUCAGGGGAGGAAGUGGGAAAGGGGGGGAACAUGACUUCCAUUUGGCCUUACCAUAAGCGGCGGGUCCUAACCGAGUCAGCGUGCGAAUAUAUCGCCACACUCCCAGGAAAUGGCCCCAUUACUCCCGAAUUUGUAUCGAGUUUAAUUGAACAGAAUCCUAGCUAUGUACAGCUUUGCAAUAUGUUGGAGGACCAUGGCUAUACGGUAAACAAGGUCCAUUUCGCAAAACAUCUUUUACAAGCCUUUCCAGACCUCGGCGAGAGCUCAAACAAUGCAACGAAGCCCAUUUCGGAGCCAACGUUACAAGCUCCUCACCCCAGCUUGCCUGUUUCAUCCUUCGUAUCUUCCACUCCUGCUACUCCAAUACCUCAGCAAAGUCCAAAAGCAACGAAGCACCAUAUAGGCACUGUUCCCGUGAAUUCGGGAACAAACCUUCCUCUAUCAAAAGAGGAGCAACGUCAGAAGUCUCUGAAUUUACUCCAUAUAUCUAAGCGUCGCAUGAAGAAUGCUCCCCAGCGCCGCACGUCCAUAUCUGCUUCACCCGCACCCCAGCCACGCGAACCCUUUCCUAACUCUAAGGAAGCCAUGGCUAGGAAGCAAACUUUUGCCGAGAUUGUCGACCUUUCUCAAGCAUUUAGUGACGAGGAUGAGAGUGGGCCCGAGGACGAAGAGAUAGAUCAGCCAAACCAGGUUAUCGUUGGGGCUGAUGACCCAAUGGACACCUCACCAGACGUCCCCAUGGAAGAUAAUAUUCCCUCUAUUCCUGUCCAGCCUAAUACCACAGAAACCCUUGCUCAAAACCCAUUAACGGACCGCGAAGUAGUUCCGGCUGCCCAACCACAACCUACUCGAUCUCGCGAGCCGUCCCUUGCAACCCAGCCUACGGCAGAGGAACCCGUUAACACAGCCAAGCAUAAAGAACACAACGGAAUACCCCAGACUACUGGAAUAGAGGAUCUCCGUCGUUUUAAUGGUAUUAUCAAGCCCAUCAACAAAGCCAAGGCCCUGAAAAGAUCAUACUACGAUCCUAGAACAAUCGCUAGAGAUAUCUUGAUUGCCGCUGGCCGCCACCCCACAGAACGUCCACUCAACCAUCAUUUGCUAAAACUGAAGGAAAAAUUUCAAUUUAUUGAUUACACCUCGGAUCUCGAGACAUUCCGAUGGGAUCUCGUGGACCCUGGUGGUCCUCCUCCCCCGAAAAUUACCCCUGAGCCCCUAAUACCCCAACCCAAGUUUCAUCCACGUGAUACCUCACGUGAUGCAACUAGCGGAAGGCAAUACCAGUCGCUUGAUCGCGCUCCCUCACAGUUAAGAAUUUCUCACACCAUCAACGCCGAUUCUGCUUCUCCUUUAAGGGCUAUGGCUCCAACUCCCACACGAUCUUCACAUGCUUCUCCUCUUCCUACAAGACGACGACCUGGACGUCCGCCGGGUGCGAAAAAUAAGCCGAAGCCUGUCCCUUCAAUCGCAAGACAUGUCGAAGUUGCUAUCCCUAGAGCCACGCCACAGCCCUCAUCAAAUACCUAUGCAAUAUAUGAAUGUCAUUUCGAUAGUUGUGGUGCAAAACUACACAACUUUGAGGUCUUCCGAAAACACGUCUUAAAACUACAUAGCCAGGCCGGUGAAGAUCAGGCAGUUUGCUUAUGGACAGGUUGCGUUCCUACGCAAUCAACACCGCGUACCUUUUCUACCGGUGGGCUCAAGGAACAUUUAGACAAUGUACAUCUAAGUCCACUGGCUUGGAAACUAGGCGACGGACCCAAGUCUGUAUCCUCUGGACACCCAUGCUUUAACCCAAGUUCGUGCCUUUAUGAUGAUGAAGGCCGUGCAGUGGUAUCUAAGGCGACAACCAACGGUUCUACCCCUGCCAUUAUUUUACCUACUACGUGGCGCCCAAUACGUGACUUUAAUAAGAAUCACGGGCAUGACAGCUAUAGAUCAAGUGCUCUCCAGAUUAUGAGAGCACUCUCGGCGAAACAGGCAAAUGUGGGCGCGGGGUUAGGACCAGGAGGCUGUAUAUUAAUGAAUGAGCAGAGGCAGGGCACUGUUGUCGCACACGACGAUGUUUACAGAAUUUUACCAGCGGGGAAAAGAGAAUAUUAA